AAACCGGAGCCGGGACAGCGGGAAUUCUGCGCCCCCCCGAGACCCUGGUGACCUCCCGUGACCUCCUGGGACUCUCCCGGCCCCGAGAGACCAGCUUUCCUGCCCCUGUGGGGUCCCCCCUGAGAGCCCUGUGGCACCGGGCUUAUGGAGGCAGACGAGCCUGCCAGAGGGGCCCCCACCAUGGCCGGCCCCAGCAUCAUCGGAGCCGAGGAUGAGGAUUUCGAGAACGAGCUGGACACGAACCCCGAGGAGCAAAAAAGCCAUUUCCAGAACCUGGACCUGGUGAAGCGGAGGCCUGCCCACCUCAUGGCUCUAGUGCUCCAUGUGGUGCUACAGUUCGACCCCGGGUACCUGCUGUGCUGCCUUCAUGCCGACAUCCUGGCCAGCCUAGGAUCCAAGGAGUUUAAGAAAGCCUUCCUGGAUUUCUACCACACCUUCCUGGAGAAGUCUUCCGUUUUGCGGGUUCCAGUUCCCUCAUCGGUGUCCUUCGAACUCGACAGGACCCGGCCGGACAUGUUGACCGAGGAGCAGCAGCGGCACAUUUUGCAGGAUGUGGUGCAAAACCUGCAGCCCAUGGUGAAUAGUCAGCUGCAGGACUUCUGCUCCAAGCGGCUGAUGGGGAUGACCCCCGGGGAGCGGGAACUCAUUCAGCUGGAAACCAAGGAGGGUCGGGACCCCUCCAAGCUGGAGGCCCUGGAGCGCUCAUAUGCCGAGUCUCUCCUGACUCAGUUGGAGGAGAUACACUCCAACAACAGCGACGAUGAGAAGAAUACGGCCAUUUUCAGUGCUGUCAAUCUGUACAUGCGACACCUCGGGGUGCGGACAAAAACCAGCGACAAGAAGCCGAGGGGGAACUUCUUCCGCAAGAAGAUCUCGGGGAACCGGAAGUCAGACGACCCCCCCAAGACUAAGAAGGGUCUGAGCAGCAUCCUGGACCCUGCGCGCUGGAACCGGACCGACAACCCGGGUCCAGAGCCCCGGCACUCCAAACUCGAUACCGAAGGUCACGGGCACGUGGGACUCGGCACACGGGCUGCCCAAUCCUCCCCAUCACCAGUCAGUUGGCUCUUCCCCCACACCCAGGUGAGAAGCCCGGAAACCUUGAGAGGAAGAUUAGCCAUGGGGCCCCUCCCCGGGACAGAGGGGCGGGGUCGCCCGGCCAGGACCCCCCCCGGAGUCACCGUCCACCCACCUCCCAGUGACGGCGCUGACAGGGAGCCCGGCACCGACGUUCCCGUGGAUACGGCCGACUCGCUGCUCCGGGGCCUCUCCAGUUCCGAGCCCUCCAGGAUCGCGGAGAUCACCGCCGCCACCACCGACGAUGACGAAGGAGCUGACACCGAGAGAAGGUGGAAGAGCCCAGUCCUCCCGUCCGUCCCCGUUUUGGGCCGGGGCCCCAAGCUGCCGGGGAGGCUGGGCCGGUCCGAGAGCCUGCGGGUGAACGAUCUGCGGCGACCCUCACGGGGAAGCCAGGGGACCAAGGGCCGGGGGGGGGGCCGGUCCCGCAGCGAUGUCGACAUGGACCCCAGUUCGGCCACCGCCGCCCUGGGCCCUGCCCAGCGCCCCACCCCGGAGCCGGGCGAGGAGGGGGAGCCGGGCCGGGGGGCGUUGGAGGUGGAGCCGGAGGAGCCCCCAGGUUGGCGGGAGCUUGUGCCCCUGGAGGUGCUGGCGAAGAUGCGGAAGGACCAAGUGAAGCGGCAGGAGGUCAUCAGCGAGCUGCUGGUGACGGAGGCGGCCCACGUCCGGAUGCUGCGCGUUCUCCACGACCUGUUCUUCCAGCCCAUGGCGGCGGGCAAUUUCUUCCUCCCGGAAGAGCUGCAGAACAUUUUCCCCAGCCUGGACGAGCUGAUCGAGUUGCACUCCCAGUUCCUGGAGAAACUAAUGAAGCUGCGGCAGGAAAGCGGGCAUCUCAUCGAGGAGGUCGGGGACGUGCUGCUGGCCACGUUUGACCAUCCCGAGGGCGCGUGGUUCCAGAAGAUCUCCUCCCGCUUCUGCAGCCGGCAGUCGUUCGCCCUGGAGCAGCUGAAAGCCAAGCAGAGGAAGGAGCCCAGGUUCUGUGCGUUCGUGCAGGAGGCAGAGAGUAAACCACGGUGCCGGCGUCUGCAGCUGAAGGACAUGAUCCCCACGGAGAUGCAGCGCCUGACCAAGUAUCCGCUGCUGCUGCAGAGCAUCGGCCACAACACCGAGGAGACCCAGGAGCGAGGGAAGGUGGAGCGGGCGGCCGAAUGCUGCCGGGACAUCUUGCAACAUGUCAACCAGGCUGUGCGGGACAUGGAGGACCUGCUGCGCCUCAAGGAAUACCAGCGCCGACUUGACCUCUCCCAUCUGCGGCAGAGCAGUGACCCCAUGCUAAGUGAAUUCAAGAACCUGGACAUCACCCACAAGAAGCUGGUACACGAAGGGCCUCUGACCUGGAGAGUGACCCGGGACAAAGCCGUAGAGGUGCACGUGCUCCUGCUGGAUGACCUCCUGCUGCUGCUGCAGCGUCAAGACGAGCGGCUGCUGCUCAAGUCGCACAGCCGCACGCUGACGCCCACGCCCGAUGGGAAGACCAUGCUGCGGCCCGUCCUGCGCCUCACCUCCGCCAUGACCCGCGAAGUGGCUACGGACCACAAGGCCUUCUACGUCCUCUUCAACUGGGGCAAGGAGGCCCAGAUCUACGAGCUGGUGGCCCAGACCGUCUCUGAGAGGAAGAACUGGUGUGCCCUCAUCACGGAGACGGCCGGCUCCCUGGCUCCAGCCGACCACAGCCGCCCCAAGACCCGCCCGAUGCCCAAUAGUUCCCGGGAGCCCCUGCUGAGCAGUUCAGAGAACGGGAGCAGCCACAGAGAGGCCCCCCAGCCUGACGUCCUCCCGGAGCAGCUCGUCAGUCUCCUUCUGCCCUAUGCCCAACCUGGCCCCGAGGGUCAACUCGCUGCCGCUGCCCAGCGUGAAGUGCAGUCAUUGAAGCAGCUGCUGCUGCCCCUGGCCCCAGGGGAGGAGAAUGGGUCAGGGCCACCCCCUGAGGGGGACGGGGGGCCUCCCCCCAACCUAACCCCAGCCCAGGCCCAAGAGCUGCAGGAGAGACUGCUCAACCUGGAGGGGACGGUGCGAAAGCUGGAGGAGGUGGAGGAGCAGUUCUGCAACUUGCGGCAUAUCCUGUGCAGCCAGCUGAGCGGCACCACCUCCCCUCAGCCCCCCAGCUGUUCCUGAGGGCACAGGGACGAUCCCUCAAACCCGAGACUGAAGUUGGGGGAGGCCCUGUACCAGCGCCCGUACCCGCCCCCGGCUUCCCGCUCAGUCGCUCUCCGCCUGCUC
Molecule: messenger RNA, 3297 nt
Organism: Tachyglossus aculeatus (Australian echidna)
Lineage: Eukaryota; Metazoa; Chordata; Mammalia; Monotremata; Tachyglossidae
Gene: ARHGEF1
Product: Rho guanine nucleotide exchange factor 1
Biological process (GO): G protein-coupled receptor signaling pathway
Cellular component (GO): cytoplasm
Molecular function (GO): G protein-coupled receptor binding; guanyl-nucleotide exchange factor activity
Source: RefSeq, a predicted model, not a curated record